AUGGCCGAGCUACCUGAGCUUACAGACUUGUCAGACAAUGCGUCUGUUGCCUCUUCUAUGACGAUGCGUGCAUCCAGUGCACCAAUACAGGAUGCUCACGAGUAUACAAAAUUGUUCCAUCGUCUCGAGGCAUUGGGCAACGUUUCCACUAGACAAGAUCGCGUUCGAGAGAAAAUGUGGAAGGUGCGCGGUGUCGUUGAGUCUCGCAAGAACACCCUUGCCCGUCAUGAAAAGACAGCGGAAACGUCGCGUGCUGCAUACGAGCGAAUGCAGCGGUCUAUCCUGACACGCUUUGCACCGAAAUCGUCCGCGCGAGGCAUGCGAGCGCGGUCGACAGCAACAGCCAUGACGAAUGCACAGCAGCGUAUGAGCGACCUUGCGCCUCUCUUGGAUCGGGCACAGGCUGAACAAGCCCAGCUGGAACAAGAGCUGGAAUCUCUUGCGCGGCAAAGCGUUGAAAUACGCAUCAUGGAAGAGCGUCUGGACGAUCUUGGCAGGCGACUGUGCCCUCGAGGAUGCUGCGGCACUGAACUCGAUGCCCUGUUCUUUGAGGUGGAUGUGUUGCUGCUCUUGACCAAGCUUGUGCCGAGUGAAAUUAUGCGCGAGAAGCGCGCUCGAGAAGCCUUGUUGUCGGCGGAAAAAAGCGGGCGCGCAUGUCUAAAAAUCAUGCGUGACGUGCUACAAAUGUCGAUCAAUUUGGGCAUGGCAAACGACAAUCGCGAUCGCCUGUUUCCUGGACAGCCCUCUACCCUGACGAAGCGAAGCAUGCCACUCUUCUUGCGCGCUAAGGUGUGUCUGGGCGAAUUCUAUACACGCGUGUCGCGUGCACGCAUGCGACAGCCGCUGGUCUUGCGGGCACCUGUGAUGGACUUGGCCGACCUGACGCGCCUGCCAGGUAAGAAAAACAAUCCUUUCACUCGCGAUGAUAUGCAAAAGUCGAUCGAAACUUCAUACACACAGUGCCAGCACGUGUGCAACUAUGCGCAGUCGGAAGCUCGUUUUUGCCUGAUGAGAGAAAGAGCGCUCAAGUCAUUUUUGACCGAGCUUGAUGAAAGUAUUCGCGCUGCCAUGUGGCGUAUCCGUAAGGCUCGGGCCUAUAUAUUGGAGUUGGAUCCGUCGGCAGCUCAGCUCGCACUUGCGCACCUUAUGGACGAAUUGCCCAAAACAAACGAUUCUGUGAAAGCAAUAGCACCGCCUCGUACGCUCGAUGCUGAGGAUGACGAUGGGAAUGAGAUUAAGGACGCGGAUGACGUUGACACUGCUGCUGAGCUGGGGAGCGACAGCGACGGUGAGGUCAAGAGCCAGGUAUCGAAAGGGAGUGUCUCAGAUACCCGCACGAUGUCCAGUGUAUCGCUUGCUUCUACCAUGACGGCUGUAUCCGUCAUGAGCGCCACACCCGAGCUGUAUGGUGCGACGAUUGCGAGACUUCAUGCCAAGACCACGGCGACUGACCAUGAACUUCGCACGGACCAAGAUGACGAAGAUCUGCCAUGGCACUCACUGGCGCUGGGCUUCUAA
Molecule: messenger RNA, 1518 nt
Organism: Malassezia globosa CBS 7966
Lineage: Eukaryota; Fungi; Basidiomycota; Malasseziomycetes; Malasseziales; Malasseziaceae
Exons: 3
Coding region: 1-1518 (505 amino acids)
Source: RefSeq, a predicted model, not a curated record